UGAAUGUGAGUUGUUGUGUCUCUUGUUGCGCCAAAACGUGUUGGAUUUGUGAGGAAAUUAGUUUUAGAUCUUUGGAAAAUUAAUUGUUUAGAAAAUGUGAAGCUGCUAUUGCUCUUUUGUAUAAUUAACCGAAAACUUAAACAAAGGAGAAAAUGUCCGUAAAAAGAGAACUUGAGCAUGAAGAAUCCAGUAAUGAUGAAUGCAUCGGUCCUAUGCUGUCAGAAGCGGCACCGGUGAAAAAGCGUAAAGUUUUAGAAUUUGAACACAUGUACUUAAAAAACAUGCCUGAUAAAGAAUCUUAUGAAAAAAGUUAUAUGCAUCGUGAUGUUAUUACCCAUAUUGCUUUAACAAAAACAGAUUUUCUAAUUACUGCGAGUUGUGAUGGCCAUUUGAAAUUUUGGAAGAAAACAGAUGAAGGUAUAGUAUUUGUUAAGCAUUUUCGUGCGCAUUUAGGAAAUAUUCAGUGCAUCAGUGUAAAUUCUUCUGGAACUUUAUUAUGUUCUAUAUCGAACGAUAAAUCCUUAAAAGUAUUUGAUGUUGUAAACUUUGAUAUGAUUAAUAUGAUAAAAUUAAAUUAUUGCCCCAGUUAUUGCGAAUGGGUUCAUGGCGCUGGAGAUGCGAUUGCCGCUCUUGCAGUUGCUAAGCAGGAUUCCAAGGAAAUUUAUGUAUAUGAUGGCAGAGAAGUAGGUGAACCCUUGCAUGCUUUUGAAAAGCUCCAUUCUUCAUCAAUUGCAGUUAUCAAAUUCAACCCUGUGUUUGAUGUCGUAAUAUCAUGUGACAAAAAUGGUAUUAUUGAAUAUUGGUCUACUCAAAAAAAAGACUUCAAAUUUCCAUCAUGUGUACAAUUUGACUCUAAACUUGAUACUGAUUUAUAUGAAUUGGUAAAACACAAAACUUACCCUACUGAUCUUGCAUUUUCCCCUAAAGGAGACCAGUUUGCUAUGAUAUGUAGUGAUCGAAAGAUUAGGAUUUUUCGCUUUUUGACUGGAAAAAUGAUUCGUGUGUAUGAUGAAAGCCUGCAACAUCUAUCGGAACUGCAACAAACAAAACAACAACUUCCCAAUAUGGAGUUUGGUCGCAGGAUGGCUAUUGAGAGGGACUUGGAGAAAACUGAAGCCUUUGAUACUGCUGGCAUAUCAUAUGAUGAAAGUGGUUAUUUUAUUAUGUAUCCUACUAUGUUAGGUAUUAAAGUAGUAAAUGUCUAUACAAAUCGUUGUGUUCGAGUGUUAGGAAAAAAUGAAAAUAUAAGACCUCUAAAAUUAGCUAUCUAUCAAGGUAUUCCAAAUAAACCAAAAGCAGCUAUCACUGUUGAAAUGCAAGCAUCUGAUAAUCCUACAUUAGAUGCUCGUUCAAGUGACCCAACAAUAUUUUGCACAGCUUUUAAGAAGAACCGGUUCUAUUUAUUUACAACACGGGAACCUGAUGAUACCAAAAGUAUUGAUGCUGAAAGGGACAUUUUUAAUGAAAAACCCUCAAAAGAAGAUAUAAUUGCAGCUACAGAAUCCUUGAGCCAGCAACAAGUGUACAAUAGCUGUGUUAUCCAUACAACUAUGGGAGAUAUACACUGUAAAUUAUUUCCUAAGGAAUGUCCCAAAAGUGUGGAAAAUUUUUGUGUGCAUAGUAAAAAUAAUUAUUAUAAUGGCCAUAUUUUUCAUCGUGUCAUCAAAGGUUUUAUGAUACAGACCGGUGAUCCAACAGGAACUGGAACUGGUGGAGAAUCCAUAUGGGGUGGUGAAUUUGAAGAUGAAUUUCAUCCUAGUCUAAAGCAUGACAGACCAUAUACUCUUAGUAUGGCUAAUGCUGGACCAAAUACUAACGGAUCCCAAUUUUUCAUAACUGUCAUUCCAACACCUUGGUUGGAUAACAAGCAUACUGUAUUUGGACGAGUAACCAAAGGCAUGGAAGUUUGUCAAAAUAUAAGUACUGUUAAAACAAAUCCUAAAACUGAUAAACCUUAUGAUGAUGUAAGGAUAAUAAAUAUAACACUAAAAUAACUAAAAAUAAUUUGUCUCCGAAAUUAUAACAAGUCAUGUAAAUCUUUUUUAUCAUGAUUCAUAGUUAAAAAUCAUUCAUAUUCAUUGUGGGAUCAUACAUUUAAACUACAAAUUUUUCUGUAUUCAUCUUUGAAAUUUUACUUCAAAUAAAUAAAAAUGCAUUUUAUUAAAAAGAUCAUAUGAGAUUGUUAUUUUUAUG
Messenger RNA from Argiope bruennichi, 2193 nucleotides. RefSeq names its product peptidylprolyl isomerase domain and WD repeat-containing protein 1-like. Lineage: Eukaryota; Metazoa; Arthropoda; Arachnida; Araneae; Araneidae. Gene Ontology annotation, biological process: protein peptidyl-prolyl isomerization. The record is from RefSeq and is a predicted model, not a curated record. Bases 153 to 1994 code for a protein of 613 amino acids. The transcript has a single exon. Gene Ontology annotation, molecular function: peptidyl-prolyl cis-trans isomerase activity; protein binding.